Molecule: messenger RNA, 1104 nt
Organism: Contarinia nasturtii (swede midge)
Lineage: Eukaryota; Metazoa; Arthropoda; Insecta; Diptera; Cecidomyiidae
Product: zinc finger protein 160-like
Exons: 3
Coding region: 1-1104 (367 amino acids)
Biological process (GO): regulation of transcription by RNA polymerase II
Cellular component (GO): nucleus
Molecular function (GO): RNA polymerase II cis-regulatory region sequence-specific DNA binding; DNA-binding transcription activator activity, RNA polymerase II-specific
Source: RefSeq, a predicted model, not a curated record
AUGGAUUGGAAUGAAGAGAUGACAAAAAUGCUCAAUGCAUUCGAGCAUUAUGCUUUUCAAUCUUUGGGAAACAUAAAAUUGGCCUUCAAGCACAAUGGCUUUGAAUUAGAUCCAACAUUCAAACAGCACUUUUUACAUGCUUCCAAUGUUCGAUUGGUGGAAACGUACAAUCGAUUCGAAAUCCAUUCACGAAUUGAAGACCAAAUGAUGAACCAACGCGAUGUGAAAAUGUUUCAAGACACAACUUCCUACCAAAUGGAAAAUGAUUCCACUCAAUUCAGUGAUCGAUUGGAAAACAAUGGACCGUAUCAAAAGAUUGAUUUGGUCGACACCGAUGACUCAAGCGACGACGGAAAUAAUGGCGAAUUCGACAGAGACGCAACAACGGCCGAUGAACUGGAUGAUAAUGCCUUGAUGUCUUCGUUUCAAUCCAAGGUGGUUGAAAGUCGAGCACAUUUUCCAGUUUUCGAUUAUCACCAAAUCGUCAGAAAUAAUGUAAAAUUGGAAGAUAUGGAUGAAGAUGAUGGCAUUGGGGUUAAUGUCAAUCAAGAUAUUGGGCCAGCAGAGGUAGGACCUUCCAAAUAUUCCACAAAGAACACGAAAUCCAGCUCACGUACGUUGAAAACUACAACACGACCAUCAUCAUCAGCUUCAUCAAACCAGUUGGAGUCAAAGAAGCAAAAUAAGUGCCAGCUGUGUGGUUAUUCCAGCAAGUACGGGAAUCUUAGUCGUCACAUGCGUACUCACACCGGCGAGAAACCAUAUCGAUGUGAUAUUUGUCGUAAAGAAUUCACAAGAAUGGAACACAUGAAACAGCAUAAAGUGACUCACAUCGAACAAGUUCCGUACCAUUGCCUCGGCUGUUUCAAUGGAUUUUCCCAAAAGACCGAAAAAGAUGCCCACGAAAAAGCGUGCAAAAACCGUAGAUAUGAAUGCCAUAUCUGCAAGAAGUUUGUCACUUCGAAAAAAUUUAAUUUGAAAGAGCAUAUUCGAACGCACAACGGCGAGAAACCGUUCCGAUGCGAGAUUUGUAUGAAGCGUUUUACACGGAAAAUUUGUUUGAAAACACAUUUGGACACCAUUCACGCCAGAACCAACCCAUAA